Cyclospora cayetanensis is the source of this 3075-nucleotide messenger RNA. RefSeq lists its product as uncharacterized. NCBI's taxonomy places the organism in Eukaryota, Apicomplexa, Conoidasida, Eucoccidiorida, Eimeriidae. The transcript has 11 exons. The record is from RefSeq and is a predicted model, not a curated record. The coding region runs from base 1 to 3075 and encodes 1024 amino acids. Gene Ontology annotation, biological process: inositol metabolic process; inositol phosphate biosynthetic process. Gene Ontology annotation, molecular function: 5-diphosphoinositol pentakisphosphate 1-kinase activity; inositol hexakisphosphate kinase activity; diphosphoinositol pentakisphosphate kinase activity.
AUGCCACUCUCGCGGAUAGGGGGAAGGGCAGCAGAAGAAAGCCAUACUUCGUGGCAUCUCUGCCCUACUGGAUGCGUCGCUGCUCGGCUCUCUGUUGCUGCUUGUAGAUUCGACAUUCUGAGGACUAGCCGCGGUCCAUUCGUGUGCGACGUGAAUGGCUUCUCCUUCGUCAAGUCGAACAUCAAGUACUACGAUGACUGCAGCAGCAUCAUUCGUCUGUAUUUCCUCAAGAAGCUUGCGGACCGCUGCGCGCGGAACGCUCUCCACGCAGCAACCUCCGGAGCGGCUGCUGCCUUGCGGCAAAGACAGCAGAACCUCGAGCAGUACCUCGCGCAGCAGCAGCGGCGCUGCCCUCACGGCUCCUCAGCCCUUCCCGAGCUCUUUUGGAUACCUCCUGGCCAUGCGACGGAGGCUUUGCCGCCUUCUCUGGGGGGAGAUGCCAGCGGCGAAAGCGCUGCCUCGCGUAUUCCCAGGUGUCUCUGCAUGGCAUUGGAAAGCGAGGAGGAAGGCGACGGCACUGAGGAGGAGCUGAGAACCGUCGUGGUGGUCAUGCGGCAUGGCGAUAGACGCCCUAAGCAGAAGCUGAAAUUCCUUUCCACGCAGCCUCUCCUCCUGCAGUACUUCAGCAAGCAAGCCAGCAAAAAGGAGCUGAAGCUGAAGAGCCCUGAAGAGCUUCGUGAUCUCCUGGACAGAAACACGGAUAUCAUAACUGCACUGGGGCGGCAAGUAGCAGUGGCCACGCAGGAGCAGCAAACGGAGAAAAAGCCGCCUUUCCCGUUCGAAGGCGGCGAUGCCUCUAGUGCGCAGCAGCGUGAGAGCAGCGUCGGUGCGGUCGAACGGCAGGGGAACUUGGAAGCUCUCAAGGCAGAGCUGAGACUGCAUAAGCAGCUGCAGAAGGUGCUCUUGCAAGGGGACGGAUUUGCGGGGAUCAAUCGCAAGAUUCAGCUGAAGCCGAAGCGGUGGGGUCGAGGGCACCAGCCAGACACGCAAUCGUCGGUGCCUUGUUCGACGGCACCCUUGAAAGACGCUGCCUUUUCCGCCCAGCAGCAGCAGGAGGAGACGGUGAUGGUCGGUGGGGGGUCGAUGCCUCAGGUGUCUGAUCAGCUCCAGCAGAUCGAAUUCGGCAGACAAGGAUCGGCGAUGGUGUUGAGUGCAGCCUCGGGAUCCACCCCGAGUGUUCUUCGCACGUGCAGUGUGCCUCUGCUGACCUCCCCGCCUCUCUGCAUGCUCUCUUCCCCCGCUGCUGCUGCCUCCUCCUUCCCACUCGUUGCCGUCGAGGCAGCAGCUCCCCAUGGCAUUGUCGGUGGAUCUCUGUCUGCAGACAUGCCCGCAGGAGUUGCUGCAGGAGCUGCUGCCGCUGCGGCGGCAGCGGCAGCUGCCGAGAGUUGGCAACAAAAAGCUCACGAAUUCGUAGGCGCUGCUUGCAACGCUUCCCCGCCUCGCACGGUCUCUCCAACAAAGCAGACAACAAGUCCAGCCGGCACUCACACCAGCAGCAGUGCGAACUGGGGAAGUGGCAAUCCACCUGCACCAAACAACGCUUGCUUGGAGAGCUGCGUGGUUGUUGCAAAGUGGGGAGGCGAACUCACUGCCAUCGGGAGAAAACAGGCGGAAGACUUGGGGCAGCGGUUCCGCUAUCAACUUUACCCUGGAGACAGUGCAGGUCUUCUGCGGCUGCACAGCACCUUCCGUCACGACUUUAAAAUAUAUACAAGUGACGAAGGGAGAUGCCAGAUUACUUCUGCAGCCUUCACCAAAGGCUUCUUGGAUCUUGAAGGCGAGCUGACUCCCAUCCUUGUAGCCCUCGUCAUACACAACCGCAAGGCAUACGACCUUCUCGACGAAGGUUCUCAGUGCGCGAGCGAAAAGAGGAUGCUGAAGCAGUGUCUAGACUUUUUGUUGAACCUGAAUGAUGAGCAGCUCGGUUCCCUGAAGCAGCGCGUGCUGCAGCUCAUACAGCGGCAGAAGAGUUUGCUUGCAUCACCUCCAGCAGCAACGGCCCCUGCUGCAGAUGGCGUGGGAGGACAGUCGGAAAAAGCGGAAAAAGCGUCGAAGACGGAGCUAACAUCUCUUGCAGCGUCUCAUCUGCGAGCGGCGGACGAAUAUAUCCCAUGUUUUGCGGAGCGUCUCCUCCAGAACUGCUCAGAAUCGGAACUGGAUCUCAUUCCCAAGCAGUUAGAGGCCUUAGAGCGCCUUCAGUCUCCUCAAGAUCGGCAAAAGGAGAUCCUCUCUCUGCUGAAGGUCUUUCUGGAGUUGUUGGAUCCCCUUAUAGAAGAGGCCAAUAGCGGAGAUGCAGAUGGCAUGCAAACGCCCCUCUCUGUACAGCCUUCCCAAAAGCAGGUUGCCGCUUCAAAGCUCGCUGGCAUGAAAAGCAGAUGGGAAAAAAUUGCGGCAGACUGGCAUAAGGGCGGGAUGUUCGACAGCAGCAAAAUAUCCGACAUCCUCGACAUGGUUCGCUACGAGCUGAUACACCACUGUUACCUCCUUUCGCGGGACGCCGUACAGACAGCUAUUAAUAUCCACAACCGCAUAAAGGAGCUGCAGGAGGCCGUGGCUGCCUUCGCGUUUGCACACAGCAGCGAGGAAAAGAUGCGCCUUGCCGUACCAGUAGUUAGCCGUCUCAUACGCAAAGUUCUCAGAGACGUGACCUUUUUCAGGAGCGACGACACCCAACAGAAGCCGCAGACGGCUACCGCGAAUUCAUCGUGCUCGUCGUGUAAUUUCUCAGAUUGGGGAACUUCACUUGGCGCAGCAGCUGCCGCAGCUGCUGCUGCGACUUCCGAGGAGGCUGGGUGCACGAGCGAGGCAGCAGCAGCAACGGCUGCAGCUCGAAGUGACGAUUACGCCUCAGAAUCUCAAUCUCCGGCUGUUGGGGAGAGUGGCGCAGUGUCAGAUGGUGUUGCUUCCGUGCGGGGAUCUCGUAGACGCGCAACAAUCCUAGGCAGUCCUCGAACUACCAGCAUUGGUGCGAAGGGCACAUGUAGCAGCCCGCAAGGUGGAGUCUGUCCUAGCGCUUUUAAAUCCGACGCCUUACCCCUCCGUUCUUCAGGUAUGGGUGCAUCUUUGUUGUUGUGA